Molecule: messenger RNA, 1640 nt
Organism: Apus apus (common swift)
Lineage: Eukaryota; Metazoa; Chordata; Aves; Apodiformes; Apodidae
Product: caspase-7-like
Exons: 4
Coding region: 485-1237 (250 amino acids)
Biological process (GO): proteolysis
Molecular function (GO): cysteine-type endopeptidase activity
Source: RefSeq, a predicted model, not a curated record
UCUCCAUCCUCGUGGCUCUCCUCUGGACACUCCAAUAGCUUGAUGUUCUUUUGAUAUUGUGGUGUCCAAAGCUGCUCCCAGUGCUCCAGGUGAGGCUGCUCCAGAGCAGAGCAAAGUGGGACAAUCACCUCCCUCAACGUUCUCCUUGAUGCACCCAGGCCAGUGUUGGUCCUCCUGGCUGCCAGGAGACACUGCUGGCUCAUCUGCAGUUGCCACCAACCAGGAAGCUGCAGGCUGCACCGUGCAGCCCAGCCCUGCAGCAGGUGGCAACGCACCGUGACUCACAGGUCCAAGGUGCCAUCUUGGCCGCUCAGCAGGUGACAGGGCACUUGUCCUUGGCAAUCAGCUGGUGCUGAGUCAGCAGGAGCUGCUCCCCUGGACUUCCCGACGGAGCACCUGGGGCUCGGAACCAGCCCAGCCUGAGCUCCCCACCAGUGCUGGGGAGGAUUUGGUGACCACCCACCCCUUGAGGGGACAUCCCAGCAUGUCCCAGGUCAGGCCAAGCCGGGCUCUCAUCAUUGUCAACACCCAUUUCUCCAGCUGCAAGGGGGAGGUGGCCCUUGGGACACGGAGAGGAGCCCGGAGGGAAGCAGAGAAGCUUUCCAGGACCCUCUCCCAGCUCAACUACACGGUGAAGCUGAUGGUCAACAAGACGGCCAAGGAGAUAGAAGACCUUUUCCAGCAGGAGUGUGGCCACCAGCACGGCGACUACUUUGUGACCAUCAUCUCCAGCCAUGGAGAGGAGGGGAUCAUCUUUGGCUGUGACUCGGAGCCGGUGCGGCUGACCCGGAUUUUCCAGAUGUUCUCCCCAGCCAAGUCCUUGGCUCUCACCAGAAUUCCCAAGAUCUUCUUUAUCCAGGCUUGUCGGGGGACACAGCUCGACCCGGGGGUGACAGUCGAGUGUGACAGUGGAGAACCUGGACCUGAGUGCUUCUCAUCUUGCCUCUCCAUCCCACCCCAGACCCUGGUGAUGUUUGCCUGCAGCCCGGGCCACGUCGCCUUCCUCAACCCCUCUGGCUCCAUGUUCCUCCAGGCCCUGCUGAAGGUGCUGGAGGGGGAAGAACGUCACCUGGCCCUCCACCGCCUCCUGACCCGUGUCAACUGGGAGGUGGCCUGUCGCUGCCAGGCCAGGGGCACCUACGAGGGGUGCAAGGAGAUGCCCUGCUUUGUCACCAACCUGCUGCAGGAGGUGUUCCCCUUCUCAGCACCCAUGGAUGAGGAAGGAGAUGCUGUUUGAGACCUGCUGGAUCUGCAGGAAAGCCCCAGGGGAUGAAAGGUUGGACAGGAUGAUCCUACCUGUUUUUCCCACCGGAACAAUUCCAUGACUCUAAGAGCAGCAGUUUGGCUGCAAGAAGUUCCUGACUAUGGGUGGAGAAUAAAAAGGACAAGUCAUGAGAAAACCAAUGGAAAAUGUCCCCAGGAAGGUGAGUGGCUCCACCUGGGAGGUGCUGGAGCUCCCAGGGGAUGUUUGACCAACAGGUCCCACCACAGGACCUUCUUCAGAACAGAAAUCUCAGAUUUCAGCCCAGAAUCACAGAAUCACAGAGUGGUGGGGUUGGAAGGGACCUCCAAAGACCAUCGAGUCCAACCCCCCUGCCAGGGCAGGACCAAAACUAGGGCAGGUCACUCAGAAAGGCAUC